Messenger RNA from Lampris incognitus (smalleye Pacific opah), 1980 nucleotides. RefSeq names its product SH2 domain-containing adapter protein F-like. The transcript is spliced from 8 exons. The record is from RefSeq and is a predicted model, not a curated record. NCBI's taxonomy places the organism in Eukaryota, Metazoa, Chordata, Actinopteri, Lampriformes, Lampridae. The coding region runs from base 179 to 1432 and encodes 417 amino acids. Gene Ontology annotation, molecular function: phosphotyrosine residue binding.
UGUGUCGCCAAACGUUAAGUGAGAGUUGGGUGAAACAGCUUGCUCGGUAUAUAGCAGGUCGCGUUUUAUAGAAAAAAACAUGUUUCCGUGUUGAAUCGGACAAAACAAAACGCCUUGAUGUUGACCUGGCAAAUAUAAAAGGAACGGGGGGGGAUCGUCAAGCUCAAGAAAAGGAUCCAUGGCAAAGUGGCUGAAGGACUACCUAAAUUUUGGCAGCCGGCGCGACCCUCCACAGCCCCCAAGGCCAGAUUAUACUGAAAGUGAGAUUCUGAGGGCGUACAGAGCACAGAAAGAGCUGGAUUUUGAGGACCCAUAUCAGAUUACGGAUAAACGGCUCCAUAAUGGCAGUUAUGGCUCUUGUAGCGCAACUGUGAGCCUGCCCUCUUUCCCUGCAUUUGGUUCAGUGCUGCCUAAUGGUUUGGAGGUAAAAGUUGUGUCUCCUAAACACAGACUCAUUAAGGUUGAUUCUCAGGAGUUUGGGCGCUGUAAAAUUCCUGUAAACCCAGUGACCGUUCAAGAGGAACCUGUGGUUCCCUCUGCCCCAGCAGCAAGUGAUUCAGACACUGACUACUCUGAUCCAUUUGAUGCCCGUCCAAACCCAAGGAUCAGACAAGACUGGGAGCCCAAAUCUGUACCACCAGACUGCAGCUACAUGGAGCCAUUCGAGGCCCAGCGAAUCAUAUCAGAGCUCCAGCAUAACACAGUGAGUAACAGGGCUGGGAUUAGAGAUGGGGGCCAGCUUUAUGACAACCCUUAUGAGGAGCAGACUCGCUACUCUCAGCGGGAAGCUCCAUUUCUACAGCAGCAGCCUCAGGGAAUCGAUAGUGGAUUUUCCCAGGGAGACAGCAGGGAGAGCAGGCUGCCACAGGAUGACGAGAGGCCAGCUGAUGAAUACGACCAGCCGUGGGAGUGGAAAAAGGAUGACAUCUCUAAAGCUCUUGCAGUUCAGUUCGAGGGGGUUGAGAGGGAACGCUCAAGAGGCCAGACAGAACAGAACAGGCUUGCCAGGACCAGUCCCACAUCCACCUCAGCUGCAGGGGGCUCAGCCACUCUCCGUAUGGUCAGUGACACCCCUCCUCUCCUGGGGGAGAGAGUGGACCCAUCUCUACCGCUAGAGAGACAAGUGUGGUACCACGGAGCCUUGAGCCGCUCCGAGGCUGAGAGUCUUCUGACACUGUGCAAGGAGAGCUCCUACUUGGUGAGAAACAGCCAGACCUGCAGAAACGACUACUCUCUCUCCAUCAGGAGCUGUAAGGGGUUUAUGCAUAUGAAGUUCGCCAAGUCUGCCGAUGGACGUUAUGUUCUUGGGGAGAACAGCCCCCCAUUCUUCACCAUUCCCGAGGUCAUUCACUACUAUACCACCCACCAGCUGCCUAUCCGAGGAGCUGAGCACAUGUCCUUACUGUACCCAGUCAUAGUGCAGACACUCUGACACAUGCACACACACACACACACACUCAAACACAGACCCUCUCUUGGUGCUACUGAAUAUAUAGUCGCUGCCAGCCAAUCUUUUCCUUUUUGCUCCCUCACUUUUCCAACUCACCCAGCUUCAUUUCAUCUCAGCUAUAUCCAUGAGAGCAGAGCGUUUGGCACCAUCUCUCCUUUUCUAUUACCUUAACCACACUGGUGGCUCAAUUAGAGCACUCGCUGCAUCAAGAACUUAGGUCUGUGAACUGGUAUUGUCACUGAAUACCCUUUUUUAUUGUAUUACCUUUGGACCCUGAAGAUUGGCCAUCAAUGGAGGUCAUUAUUGGUAGGCAAAUAUUUUUAAACCAAGGAUGGUUUUUGGCCGUAGAAGACAAAUUAAACUCUACUCUUUCAGACUGUUAUCUGCAGACAUGGGAAUAAGUAUUGUGGAGAUUUGCCUCAAGUACUGUAGUGUCACUAGAGUGUUACUGUGUCACUGAUGCAGACCAAACACUACAUUUUGACCCCCUAACUAUGUAUUGCCAAUACUUUUCUCUGGCUUUUUUUUUU